This is a messenger RNA of Daldinia caldariorum, 1319 nucleotides long. Its product is annotated as Clavaminate synthase-like protein. Lineage: Eukaryota; Fungi; Ascomycota; Sordariomycetes; Xylariales; Hypoxylaceae. The record is from RefSeq and is a predicted model, not a curated record. The transcript is spliced from 5 exons. Bases 160 to 1281 code for a protein of 373 amino acids. Gene Ontology annotation, molecular function: dioxygenase activity.
AACGAAUUGUAAGAGAUAUGAAUAAGAGUUUAAUUCCAGGUGUGUUGAGUCUAGAGACUAGUGAGUAUAUAAGAUUUGAAUAUGCCCCGCGCUUUGAUGCACACAUCCGAGCCCGCAGCUUUUAACAGCGUAUAUUGAGAUUUAUAACCAUUACCCAAAAUGCCGGGUCGUAUAAUCGAUCGUUAUGAACAUGUUCCUGUGACACAGGAAGACCUUGACUGGGCCGACCUUGUUACAUUAGACUUGAGUCUAUAUGAGCAACCAGGAGGCAAAGAAGAGCUGGUAAAGCAGCUCGACCAUGCGGUUCGGCAUGUUGGAUUCUUCUACGUCAAGAACUUCAAUAUACCUCAGAAAGAAGUCGACCGCCAGUUCGCUCUAGGACGGGAGUUCUAUGCGCUUCCAUUAGAGGAGAAAUUGAAGUAUUAUAAUAAGCAAGACCUCGAAAGUGGCGAAUAUAACGGAUAUAGGCCGGCGGGCCAUCGGGUGCUUGGAAAUGGCGUGAAGGAUAACGUCCAAGUAUACAACAUACCCAAGUUUGACGGAUUUCACCACCGCGAGCACCCCUCUGUUCUACAGAAUAAUAUCAAGGAGAUCGAAGCCUUCUCCAGGAAAUGCCACGAGGAAGUUGUCGUCAAACUCCUACGUCUCUUCGCGAUCUUGCUUGAGCUUCCCGACGAGGACCAGCUAGUUCGGGACCAUCUCUACGACGCCAAAGGAGAAGACCAUCUGCGGUACAUGCACUACGCGGCGCGGAGCCCCGAAGAGAACGCCAAGGUGGCCAACCUGUACGGGCCGGGGCACACCGAUCUGGGCACGGUGACUCUCCUAUUCAGACAGCCGGUAGCCGCGCUCCAGAUUUUGAACUCGGCCGGAGAGUGGAAGUGGGUGAAGCCGCAAGACGGCACCAUCACGAUCAACACGUGCGACGCGCUGACCGCGCUGACGGGCGGCCUGAUCAAGUCCAGCGUGCACAGGGUGCACACGCCGCCCGCGGACCAGGCGCACAUCGACCGCCUGGGCGUGCUGUACUUCGCGCGCCCGAAUAACCACGUGGUGCUGGAUCCGAUUGCGAACAGCCCUCUUCUGCAGCGGCUCGGGUUGACCAGCAACGCGUUUACGGAGUUGGGGCAGCAUCUGACUACGAAGCAGUGGGUCAAGGCGCGACAGACGCAACAGCAGCGGCCCCGCGUCACCGCCAAGAUCUCCACCGAUGGCAAGUACGAGUACGAGAAGAAGGACUUGGAGAUCUUACCUGGGCUGCACGCUCUGAUUCAUAACUGAGUGGGAGAUAUCCGCAACUACCUACCCAAGAUACCUAG